Messenger RNA from Vombatus ursinus (common wombat), 897 nucleotides. Its product is annotated as vomeronasal type-1 receptor 3-like. The transcript has a single exon. The coding region runs from base 1 to 897 and encodes 298 amino acids. The record is from RefSeq and is a predicted model, not a curated record. Gene Ontology annotation, biological process: G protein-coupled receptor signaling pathway. Gene Ontology annotation, molecular function: pheromone receptor activity. NCBI's taxonomy places the organism in Eukaryota, Metazoa, Chordata, Mammalia, Diprotodontia, Vombatidae. Gene Ontology annotation, cellular component: membrane.
AUGUUGACUUUUGGUGAAAUUAUGGGGAUGGUAUACCUGCGACUAACUGUAGUUGGAUGCCUAGGGACCUGUAUCCUCCUCUUCCUAAAUGCCAUUAAUUUCCUCAUUGUUCAGAGAACAAGACCUAAACAUCUCAUUUUCAUCCAUUUUGCCUUUUCCAAUGCCAUGGUGCUUCUCUUUAGGGAAAUACCUACUACAACAGAUCUUUGGAGGGUAAAAUGUCUCCUUCACGAAACUGGGAUAAGAAUCAUAACGUACCUGCAGAUACUAACCCAGGGCCUCUCCUUGGUUAGUAUCUGCCUGUUGAGUGUCUUCCAGGCCAUCACUAUUAGUCCCAGCAACUCCAUAUGGGUACAACUCAGAAUGAGAGCACCAAAGUACAUCAUCCCAUGCAUUGUCCUUUGCUGGAUCUUCAAUCUACUAUUAGAUGUAGUUAUACUUCUAUACUAUGAUGGUCAAAAGAACACCACAAACAGUAAGUAUGUGUGCAACACUGGGUAUAGAACUAUAGAUGUGUAUAAUGAGAAUCAUAUAAAAUUUGCAAUCAUAAUAUGUGUUCAUGAUGCUUUGUUUGUGUUUCUCAUGACCUGCUCUAGUGUCCAUAUGAUCUUAAUCCUAUAUAGACACAAGAGGAAUGUCAAUUAUAUUCAUAAUAAAAUCUCCUCCACAAAAAUAUCACCUGAAACCAGAGCGACCCAAGCUAUCCUGUUUCUAGUGGCCACCUUUGUUUUGCUUAAUGUAUUCAGUCCAAUUUUGAUUUCGCAUAUGCUCUAUUUUAAAUACGUGAGCACUUGGAUGUUGCAUACCUCAGUCGUUCUCUCUCUGUUGUAUCCAGCAGUCAGCCCCUUUAUUCUGAUCAGCAUUGGCAACCAGAUCCCCAGGACUUGUGUUUGUUGA